AUGUGAUGACUGUACAAAAGCAGAGAACACACACACAUACAACCAUACACACCACCACCACCACACACUCACACACUCACACUCGCUUACCAGGCUUCAGGUCCUGCUGAUGACUUGAGAGACAUCUGUUAGGUCUUUCCUCCUCGUGUCUCUUUAAGAAAAAUGCCUCGCUCUUUUCUGGUCAAGAGCAAGAGGGCGGGGUCUCAUUCGUCACGCUCCGCCCACUCCCACACCUACCACUCUGAUGGACAGCUCGGAGCCUUGCACGGGUCCACCGGGAGCAGCUCACCUGUAGCACUAGAACUCAGCCCAAAAAUGGCGUCAGCUCCCAGUUACCCCGCCUCUCACUGGGUUUCCAUGGAAACCAGCCUGAACUCCGCCUCCCAGGCUGAGAACUGGGGCCUCUGGACAACAGGUGAGCAGGCAGGUGAGAGUGAGCGCCCCCCGGUGUCCACCGCAGUGUGGUCUCCUUCCCUGAGCCACACGCUCAGCUCUCACAGGGAGCAGGAACUGGAGCGACUGGUGCAGGUGCUGCUGAGCCACAGACUGCAGGACAACUCCAACCCUCCGCUGUGCGAAUGUCCACUCUGUGAGAAGGUGCUGUCGUCAGCUGUUGGUUUAGUGACUCACCUGCGCAGGUCUCACAUAAACAGAGUCGCUGUUCCACUGACUGGGUCAUGGAACAUGCACACACACGGGCUCCGACCCCCAGCUGGCUGCUACGGCAGGGCGAAAGAGCGCAGUUUUGUCUGUAAGGUGUGUGGGAAGGUGUUUAAACGCUCGUCGACUCUCUCCACUCACCUGCUGAUCCACUCAGACACUCGGCCUUACCCCUGUCAAUACUGCGGCAAGAGAUUCCACCAGAAAUCUGACAUGAAGAAACACACCUUCAUACACACUGGUGAGAAGCCCCACGUGUGUGUGGUGUGUGGGAAGGCGUUCAGUCAGAGCUCCAACCUGAUCACUCACAGCCGGAAGCACAGCAGCUACAGACCUUUCCGCUGUCCGCACUGCCCGCUCGGCUUCCAGAGGAAACUGGACCUGCAGCGCCACCUCGAGACGCACUGCAGCAAUAACAGCAGCACGGCCUACCAGAGCAGCCUGAGUUAGCGCUCACUGCUAAAUACCCAAAACCGCAGUGUACAGAAAAUGUAUAUUCGCCUAAAAAUUAUUGUCUUGAAAUGCCCUUUUUUAAAACAGAUGUGCUCUUAAUGAAUAUGCAAAUAAAAACAAAAUGGUGAAAGUUU
Molecule: messenger RNA, 1247 nt
Organism: Pangasianodon hypophthalmus (striped catfish)
Lineage: Eukaryota; Metazoa; Chordata; Actinopteri; Siluriformes; Pangasiidae
Product: zinc finger protein Gfi-1b
Exons: 6
Coding region: 163-1110 (315 amino acids)
Biological process (GO): regulation of transcription by RNA polymerase II
Molecular function (GO): DNA-binding transcription factor activity; RNA polymerase II cis-regulatory region sequence-specific DNA binding
Source: RefSeq, a predicted model, not a curated record